AUGGCCGACUCGCUCCCACCGACUGUACCGCCUGGUAAUGGGGGCUCUGUUUUGGGCAACGGGUACGCCCCGCGGGCGUCGUCGUCGUCCCCGUCGUCGUCUGAGGCGCAGCUCGAGUCGCCCGAGUCCGACGACGAGGCUACCGCUACCCUGCCCAUGGACAUCGGCGACGGAGUGCCGACCUCGGCCACAGCCUCUCCCACACGCUCGCGCUCGGCCUCGCCGUCGGUCCAUCUCGACUCGCGCCGCAAGCGGAAGCGAGACGACGACUCUACACAGCCGCACCCAGCCUCGGCCUCGCUCUCGGGCCCAGCACCGGUUGUCGGCCCGCCCGCUCCUGGAGCGGCUCCGGCCCGCUUCCCGGUGGCGGCCAAGCGCCCGCGCUACGCCGCCGCGCAGCCUCCGCCCGAUGCCAGUAUUCGUCCCGGCACUCCGGCACUGGCGUCGUCUGUCGGCAAGCCGGUCUUUGCAGAGGUGCCCAUCAAGCCCUCGCCCGCCCCGGCGCAACCGCAGCGCGCCGCCGGCCAGCCAGCGCCGGUUUCCUCGUACUCGGGUGGCGCCGGUGGAUCGUACGGUGGCUACGGUGGCUUGCCUGCUGGCGCAAAGGCGCCUGCCGGUCAGCGGUUCGCCAUGGCUCCGGCCGCCGCUCCUUCCCCGCCGACAUCAACCACCAUUCCGGCCACCUGUGUCCGCUUCGGCUGUGAGUGCGCUGGCCUGGUCAAGCUCACCUCGUUUGGCCUCGCCACAAACGUGUUGUGCCACCAGUGCGGCCAUCACGAGGCGCUGCAUGUUACACCCGACGUGCUUUCCCCAGCAGAGUGCGCCGAGCUGGUCGCCAGCGCCGCCAACGAGCGCUACCCGGAGCCGUGCCGGGUCUACGGCUGCUCGUGCAGUGUGUAUGCUUCGGGUGGCUCGAGCAACAACGAUGCGGCCUGCGCUGGAUGUAGCCAUCCCAAGGCGCUUCACCGCGUUGAGCUUCCGUGCGAUGCCGCUGUGACCGCGACUGCCCAGGCUGCCGAGGGCAACCGCUGUUCGUACCUCUUCUGCAACUGCACCGCCGGCGUACUUCUCCCUCCGACACGCGUCGUCUCGCCAUCGUCCUACCUCGCCUUGGCACCCAUCUGCUCGCGCGACAACUGCCGGCACCCGCUUGAAGCCCAUCUGCCGUAUGAUCCUACUCAUGAGGAAGCCCGCGCCCUGAUGGCCAAGGCCACUCACGCCCGGUGCGUGCACGUCGAGAAAGACAUCGCUGCCGCUGCUGCUGCCGCCGAGCCUACAGACUUUAUGUCACAGAUGAUUGCCCAACAACGCGAGGCCGAAGCCCCGCCCAAGAUCGAGGUCGAGUCAUCGGACGACGAGGACGACGACGCGCUCCAGGCCAUUGCUCGCGCAGACCUCGACGGCCAGCUCUCCGAGCACGCCCGACGAAAGCAAAUGGUCGCCGUCCUUGCCACCUCUCGAAAGCCGCACACUGCCGAGUACUGCCUCUGUGGUCGAUUCGAUCCACCCCACCGAUGGGACGUCCGGCUCGGUGAGUACGCCAGCAUCCCGACACUUGUCGAGAGCAGCGCAGGCGGGAACCCGAUUGGGCUCGGGAUCUUGGGGAACCUGUUGUGUGCCACCUGCCACCACUCGUACUCCUCACACACCAAGCCAUCGUUCGAGGUCGAGCUCGACAUGUUGCGCCGCCAGUCGCGGCACAUGACUGUUCUCCCGCCGUCGAUGGUCCAGGUUACGGGUCCGGCCGAGCUCCCGCCGCCACUGGUCACCAUUGUGGCCCGCUCCGAGUGGUUUGACGCUCUCUGUGCUGCCGACGACGAAAUGCCCAUCUCUGUCGUUGGUGUUCAGUUUGGCGACUGCUUCCAUCUGUGGCGCGCCCGCGGCGCCGCUCUUCUCCCGCGCCCGACCCAGGUUCUAGGCCUCGACCCGCUCGACGAGACCAUGUCGAUGAUGAUGGCGCUCGGUGACUUUGCCAACCCCAAGAUGCUUACCUCGAAGUGGGUCCUCUCACUCCGCAAAAUCGCCAAGCAGGCAUCGGCCCAGGGCCUUGUCCUCCUCGGCACCAACAACGGCGAGCUCUCGCUACUUACCUCGGGCUGGGACCUGCUCUACGACCGCCUUCUUCUCAACAAAGACGGUGAGGUCGAGAACUCGGCAGUCACUGCGCUUGCCGUCUCGGACGACGGCUCGCUCGGCUUUUCCGGCCACGCCUCGGGCGCCGUCCUUGUUUGGUCGCUCACCCUCCUCGACGCCGCCGCCCACGCCGCCAUGGCUGGUUCACUCCAGGGCGAUUGGGUCUCCACCUCUUCGCAAAUCGAGAUCACGCCGACUGUCAGCGAGUUCCGCUGGUACCGCCGCGAUCCGAUCGCCCGGCUGACCGGCCCGUCGACCUCGGCCCAGGCCGUGCUCGGCGCUGCCAUCACCGCCGUCGCCGUCCAGCUCGGCGACCAGCCGACGCUCGCUGUCGCCGCAGAAGGCGGCGUUGUCGCCCUCCACUCUCUUAACCUCACUCUGCUCGACUCGCCGCCGAUCGUAACAUGUGCUCAGCUCGUCGAGCCGACACCGACUGCCGUCCCAGUCGUCAACGCGCUCAGCCUCUCCCUCCUGAUCGAGUUUGCCAUGGACUACGGCGCCGUUGCGUCGAUGGCCUGGUCGCCGCCGUCGGUCGCCGGUCCCGCCCCACUCCUCGCCCUUGCCACCCACAUGGACGAAGCCCGCAUCUACUCGCCGCUGACGACGCCGGGUGAUCCGGGCCUGGUCGCUGUCUUUGACGCGCACACCUCGGUCGUUUCUGAAGUCUGCUGGCUCAUUCGCGGUUCCACCCCGUUCCUCCUCACAGGCGGCUGGGACGGCAACGUCAUGUUCUGGGACGUCUCCAACCUCUCGCUCUCCGGCCAAAAGCCCAAGCUCUCGCUGCACGUCUCGGAUGCUCCCGUUUGGUACGUCCAUCCCAUGAGCAACUUUAUCAUCGUCGUCACCAAAGAGGCCGGCACUGUCGCCGCCAAAAUGUGCCGCUUGCCCGACCUGGUACUCGUGUAA
Thecamonas trahens ATCC 50062 is the source of this 3039-nucleotide messenger RNA. RefSeq lists its product as uncharacterized. Gene Ontology annotation, molecular function: protein binding. The record is from RefSeq and is a predicted model, not a curated record. The transcript has a single exon. Lineage: Eukaryota; Apusomonadida; Apusomonadidae. The coding region runs from base 1 to 3039 and encodes 1012 amino acids.